Messenger RNA from Austrofundulus limnaeus, 705 nucleotides. RefSeq lists its product as uncharacterized. NCBI's taxonomy places the organism in Eukaryota, Metazoa, Chordata, Actinopteri, Cyprinodontiformes, Rivulidae. The record is from RefSeq and is a predicted model, not a curated record.
UGACUUUCUAAAUGGACUCAAUAACUUCUUUGGGAGAUUCGAGGCACUGAACAGUACUCUGGCAAAGAAAACUGUUCCCCACCAGGAAGAGGAUKCACUCUGCCUGGACACGGCCGAUGUGUUGAAGACUCUGAAAGGAGUCAACCCACGGAAGGCCCCAGGCCCUGACAACAUACCUGGGCGGGUGUUCAGGGAAUGCGCAGGUCAGCUGGCUGGUGUCCUAACAGACAUUUUUAWCAKMUCACUAUACCAAGCCACAGUGCCAGCCUGUCUCAAAACUGCCUCCAUCAUUCCGGUGCCAAAGAAACCUCAAGUCACCUCUUUCAAUGAUUACCGGCCUGUGGCACUGACUCCCAUUAUGAUGAAGUGCUUUGAAAGGCUGGUAAAAGAACAUAUCAUCUCCAGACUCCCCCCUACAUUCGACCCGUCCCAGUUUGCCUACCGCCGAAACCGCUCUACUGAGGAUGCUAUCUCCUCCACCCUAUACCUGAGCCUGGCUCACCUGGAAAAGAAGAAUACUCAUGUGCGGAUGUUGUUCCUGGACUUCAGCUCAGCGUUCAACACAAUCGUUCCACAGCAUCUGGCAGAAAAACUGGGACACCUGGGCUUCAGCACCCCCCUGCGAAAUUGGCUGCUAGACUUCCUCACCYACAGAUCUCAGUCAGUCCGGAUCGGACAAUACACCUCCGAUGUCAUCACCCUCAG